This is a messenger RNA of Parnassius mnemosyne (clouded apollo), 2895 nucleotides long. Lineage: Eukaryota; Metazoa; Arthropoda; Insecta; Lepidoptera; Papilionidae. The record is from the annotation of a GenBank genome assembly.
AUGGUUCGUGUAAAUAUUAAAUUGGAUUCCGUUAAAAUAAAUAAUGUGGAAAUGUACAUUCUCAGUGAACUCUCAGGAUGUGAUAUAUUAAUAGGACGCAAUGUGACUGAAGGGCCCGACCUAAUGUAUUCAAGAAUAGGUGAAAACCUUACGUUCGAAUAUGCGAAAAACGUCGAAAGCACUUGCAAUAUCACGGAUGAGUUAAGGCUUGAUUUUGACACAGACUCUCAUUACGAUGAAAUAGUAAGAUUAUUUUCAAAGUACCGUCAAUGCAUAGCCUCAAAUAUAAAUCAAUUAGGUACGGUUCUUGGGCAUGAAAUGGAGAUAAAUUUACUCCAUAGUAAGCCCGUGCAAUUUAGGCCGUAUAGAGCAUCGUAUUCGGACAGAGAAAUUAUAAGAUCUUUAGUUAACGAACUUUUAGAAAACUGUAUAAUUCGCGAAAGCAAUUCUGCAUAUGCAAGUCCGGCCCUGCUAGUAAAUAAAAAGAACGGCGAGAAAAGAUUAUGCAUCGACUAUCGCGCACUGAAUAAAAUCACAAUCAAAGAUAAAUAUCCGAUGCCCCGCAUCGAAGAUUUAAUCGAUCGACUUCAGGGGUGUAGGUUUUUUACCAGUUUGGACUUGAAAAGUGGGUAUUAUCAAAUAAAAAUGAAAGAAGAUUCGGUUCAUAAGACUGCUUUCAUUACUGAAGAUGGGCACUACGAAUUUCUGAGGCUCCCCUUCGGUUUAGCUGGAGCUCCAUCAUGUUUUCAGCAGAUGAUGAACCGAGUCUUGGGAAAUCUUAGAUUUGAAAAAAUUAUUUUAUAUCUAGACGACAUUUUAAUCGUAAGUCAAACAGAGGUAGAGAACUUGGAACUUCUCGAAAAGGUGUUACAAAUUUUCAAAGAAAACGGCCUAACGCUUAACUUAAAAAAAUGUCAUUUCUUAAAGACAGAUAUAGAAUUUUUGGGUUACCGAAUAAAUUCGGAGGGCAUAAAACCUAGUGAAGGUAAGGUAAAUGCAGUGAAAGAUUUUCCCAUCCCUAAAUCGGUUCACCAGGUGCGACAAUUUCUAGGCCUCAUUAGUUAUUUUCGAAAAUUUAUAAAACAUUGUGCAAUCUUGUCCAGUCCUCUCACCAAACUGUUAAAGAAGAAUGUCCCCUGGGUCUGGAAAACUGAACAUGAUCGUGCUUUUAUGACCUUAAAAGAUGCACUAAUUUCGGAUAACAUACUUACGUUAUUUGACCCUACCAAAGAGUGCGUUUUAUAUACUGACGCGAGCAGGGACGGAAUUGCAGGUAUCUUAAUGCAGGUUUCAGACUCUGUAGAGAAGCCCAUUCAUUACUAUAGUCGUCAAACCACAGACGAUGAAAAAAAGUACCAUUCGUUCGAACUCGAAUUAUUAGCGGUCGUUCAAUCACUAAAUAAAUUUAGGCAUUACUUAUUAGGAAGUCAUUUUCGCAUUAUUACGGAUUGCAGUGCAGUUCGUUUUGCUUUAAGUAAAAAGGAGAUAAUACCACGUAUUGCUAGGUGGGUCUUGGCGACUCAAGAAUUUUCUUACGAUAUUAUCCAUAGGGAGGGUUAUCGCAUGCAACACGUAGAUGCAUUAAGUAGGAACCCUUUACAAUCUGGAAGUAAGUCUGAAGCUGAGAUAAUUAUGUCUAUCACGGAAGCAGAUUGGCUACUCUCCGUUCAGCUUCAGGAUUCGCGGAUAGCUGAUAUCAAAAAGUCCUUAGAAUCUGGUGAAGCGCAUAAAUAUAAAGAUAUAUUUAACAAAUAUGAACUAUUAGGUAACAAAGUGUAUCGCCGGACAAGCCAAGGUCGACGUUGGGUAGUACCAAAAACAUGCAUAUGGCAGGUAUUAAAAUACAAUCAUGAUGACCUCGGUCAUUUUUCUGUCGACAAAACAUUCGAGAGAAUUUCUCAUCGAUACUGGUUCUCCCGGAUGAGACACAUAAUAAAAAAAUAUAUAAAUAAUUGUAUAAAGUGCAUUUAUUAUAAAAACAAAGGCGGGCCAAAGGAAGGAGAACUAUAUCCAUUACCAAAAUACGCCCAGCCAUUCCAUACGUUACAUUUAGAUUACUUAGGUCCUUUUGUAGAAACUCAGGACAAUAAUAAAUACUUAUUAGUUACAGUAGACGCGUUCACUAAAUUCGUAUUUAUAUCAGCUGUGACUAACACCGGCAGUAACAAUGUGAUCCAAGAACUCGAAAACAUAUCGAAAAUAUUCGGUAACCCGCGAAGAUUGAUAACGGAUGCUGGUUCAGCAUUUACCUCAAAAAUAUUUAAAAAUUAUUGUUUUAACAAAAAUAUUAGGUUACACACUGUGGCUACGGGUAUGCCUAGGUCUAAUGGGCAAGUCGAGAGAUUUAACAGGACCAUUUUAGAAGCCAUGAAAACAAUGGGAGCAGAUUUAAAUGAAGAUUGUUGGGAUAAAUGUAUCAUACCCUUACAACAAGCCAUUAAUAGCACGUUUCAUAAAACUACGAAAGCUGUCCCUAGCGAAGUAUUUUUCGGUUAUAGGUUGCGAACCGAUAGUGAUAAUUUAAUGCCUGAGCUUGAAAAUGUUGACGGUUUUACUACGGAUGUAACAAAGUUGCGUAAAUAUGUAGACAAAAACAUACGGACGAAUGCUAACUCCCAAAAGAAAAACUUUGAUAUCAAACGUACAAAAGCUAAGCAGUAUAAUGAAGGAGAUCUGGUACUGCUAAAAAUUCAAAGUAUGACAAAUGAUGGACGAAGCAGAAAGCUAUUACCUACCUUUAAAGGCCCUUUUCAAAUAAAAAAAUGCCUUGGUCAAGACAGAUAUGAAGUCCAAGACAUGCGAGGUAGCGAAAGAUCUAGUAGAACCUAUAAAGGAGUGGCCGCUGCGGAAAAUUUAAAACCAUGGAUUAAAAUUCAUGAUUGGCAUGCUGAAUAA